Molecule: messenger RNA, 787 nt
Organism: Gastrolobium bilobum
Lineage: Eukaryota; Viridiplantae; Streptophyta; Magnoliopsida; Fabales; Fabaceae
Product: probable calcium-binding protein CML18
Exons: 2
Coding region: 211-633 (140 amino acids)
Molecular function (GO): calcium ion binding
Source: RefSeq, a predicted model, not a curated record
CGUGAGUGGCACCACUAGGGAUAGCCUAGUGGUGUUAGGUGUGUUUAGGGUGUAUUAGGUGUGCGGUUCGAUUUCCUGUAAUGUCAAAAAAAAAACGCGUUGCGUGAGUGGAUCGCGCUUUAUAUAAAGGGCCUUGUGUCACAUAAACCAACCCAAGUGAAAUGAACUAAACUGAACUUUCUCCUUUUUUUUGUUUCUCCGAGUGACGCCAUGGACGAAGAGGUGCGCAAGAUCUUCGACAAGUUCGAUAAGAACGGUGAUGGCAAGAUCUCGUGCGCGGAGCUCAAGGAUGUGAUGGCGGCGCUCGGAUCCAAGACGACGUUGGAGGAGGUCAGAAGAAUGAUGGCGGAGCUUGACCAGAACGGCGACGGCUACAUUGAUCUCAAGGAGUUCGGCGACUUUCACUGCACCGGUGGCGGCGUCGACGCCAAGGAGGAGCUCCGGGAGGCGUUCGAGAUGUAUGAUCUCGACAAGAACGGAGUGAUCUCGGCGAGGGAGUUGCACGCGGUGAUGCGCAAGUUGGGGGAGAAAUGCUCCCUCAACGAUUGCAAGAGGAUGAUCAGCAACGUGGACGCCGACGGCGACGGCAACGUCAAUUUCGAAGAGUUCAAGAAGAUGAUGACUCGCUCCUAGCUAGCACUCGCUCACGGUUAAACUGUUACCAAUUUCUUCAUUACCCUUUGUGAUUUCUUCCGGCUUCAUUUUCACAGGCGGUGGCGGCAUUGUUUUCUUCACCAGCUCUACCAUUUCAGUGACCUCUUCAUCUGGGAAACGUUCCUCACAAUUC